This is a messenger RNA of Eucalyptus grandis, 2762 nucleotides long. RefSeq names its product solute carrier family 40 member 2. NCBI's taxonomy places the organism in Eukaryota, Viridiplantae, Streptophyta, Magnoliopsida, Myrtales, Myrtaceae. The transcript is spliced from 8 exons. The record is from RefSeq and is a predicted model, not a curated record. The coding region runs from base 668 to 2056 and encodes 462 amino acids. Gene Ontology annotation, cellular component: membrane. Gene Ontology annotation, biological process: iron ion transmembrane transport. Gene Ontology annotation, molecular function: iron ion transmembrane transporter activity.
AUGAUUUAAGAAGUCAGUGCAGCGACAUAAAAUGAUGAGGGAGCCACUCCUUGAUCGCAAAUCGGGUGCUCAACAGCCAUCUUUUCCGUCGUUCCUCACCAAAUAUUUGUACUCGGGCCACUUCUUGGCCAGAUGGGGUGCCAGGUUACACUUUUCGUUUUGCUUCAACUUUGGCAAUGGUUCGGAUUCGCCCAUCAUAAAGAACACUUGCUAAUAAUGCGAAAGAGAACAUGUUCUUCAUGGAGCACAGUUCAGCAUAGUACUCUUCAUACAAUUUAAUUUUGAGAUGUUUUUAAAUUUGGGAAGCUUUUCCUUUUUAUUCUUCCAUUUUUUCUUCUCAUUGCUUAGAAAGGCUGAUUUGCUAUUAUCACUUCAACAUCAUAGUUUUUGAAUUGAGAAGAGAGUUUCAACUGCAUAAUUCAAUUAUCUCAGCCAAAAAGUAAUUUCUUUCCCUUCCAUGGCCAACAAUUGGAAAUGAGUCGCAAACUGAUGUUUACUAGUUCUAUACAGCAAAAAAGGCAGUUGUUCUAGUAACUGCUGUACGGGAUGGAUUUACUAGCCCCAAUUUAUCAGGUAAAAAAGAAAAUGGAAAAAAUAAAUAGCAAAAGGAAAAGCUUGUGCCUUUCAGCAGUAUGCCAGAUGCAUAUAGCAGGAUCAUGUAAAAGAGAUGUGGGAAUUUUCGGUAGGUUUGUACAUGAUCAGUAUUUGGCCAGACUCUUUGCUAUUGGCUGCUGUCUAUGGAGUGGUAGAAUCUGGCUCCAUAUUCUUGCUUGGUUCAACCAUUGGAGAGUGGGUAGAUAAGUUGAGUUAUGUCAAGGUUUUACAGCUCUGGCUCAUGACACAAAACUUCUCAUUUGUGGUGGCCGGAGCCACAGUCUUUGGUAUGCUGGCCUAUUCAGAUCUGAAAUCAACAAAUCCUGGGUUGUUCAUCGUGCUAAUCGUCGUGACCAAUCUUUCGGGCGCUAUGGGCAUGCUUUCUACUUUGGCUGGAACAAUUUUGAUUGAAAGAGAAUGGGUGGUGGUGAUGUCAGAAGGCCAACCUCCAGGACUUCUGACCCAGAUGAACUCGGUCAUCAGAAGGAUCGAUCUGAUCAGCAAAUUAUUUGCUCCAGUUGUUUCCGGCUUCAUAAUCAGCUUUAUUUCACUAAAAGUAUCUGCUAUGACUUUAGCCAUAUUGAACGCAACAUGUGUUUGGCUGGAGUACUGGUUUUUCAUGUCCGUAUAUAAGGGUAUUCCGGCUCUUGUUGAGAGAAACCUGAGAAGAACCUUGAGGCCUUCUCCGGUUGAUCUGUUAGAGAGCUCACUAAUUCAAAAUGGUGAUCCAGAGUCAGCAGAGAGCAGCCAAAAGCAUAAUUUCAGGGAGAAAAUUUCAAAAAUUCCUUUUGUUUGCGCUUGGAAAGUGUACCUAGAGCAAGAAGUUGUGAUUCCUGGAGUAUCCCUAGCUUUGUUGUAUUUUACAGUCCUCAGCUUCGGAAGUUUGAUGACCGCUACAUUGGAGUGGGAAGGUGUACCAGCAUUUGUAAUCGGAAUAGCACGCGGCAUAAGUGCAACAAUUGGCAUUGCAGCCACUCUGGUUUAUCCAGUCUUACAAUCCCGCAUUUCUACACUAAGAACAGGGCUCUGGUCUUGUUGGUCCCAACAGUGGAUCUUCCUGCUUGUAUGUGUCGGCUCGAUAUGGGUUCAAAAUGGCUUAGCAGCUGCCUACGUGCUGAUGGGAGGAGUGGCAGCAUCUCGACUGGGACUGUGGAUGUUCGAUUUAGCUGUUAUUCAACAAAUGCAGGACGAGGUACCAGAAUCCGACCGAUGCGUCGUUGGAGGCGUUCAGAACUCACUCCAGUCCUUUCUGGAUUUGAUGGCUUAUGUUAUGGGAAUAUUCAUCUCGAAUCCACAGGACUUCUGGAAGCUGAUGCUGUUAUCUUUUCUAGCGGUUACGCUGUCGGCGAUUCUGUAUACUUCGCAUGUUUAUCGCGUGCGCAAGCAUCUCAUUCAUUUUGAAAAGAUCACUCAGCUGGGCAGUCGGUUGAUGAGACGACCUUCGGAAAGUUGUCUGAGUUAAAGCACGUGAGCAAAUUUUUAUAUAUUCUGUGCUGUUUUAGGAUAAUCUGCAAGAACCUAUAGAGCUAGAUCACAGGUAAGAAUCCUCUGUAGUUAGAUAAAUAUGGCAACUUCAACUAUCAAGAUUUUAAUAAGAUUGAGAGAUGAAAACUGCAACUCUAUUUUAGGAUGUGUUUAAAACACGAAAAUGCUGCUUCUGCAUUUGCCAAAUCCUCGUGCUAAGUUAGGGUGUGAAUGAUAACCAUUCUAAUCAUAAAUUGAUUUAUGGAACAUAACCUAUUUCUAUUUGUGGAUGAGUUUUUAAGGAAAAAUACAUGUUUGAUAAUGAUGGCCAAAAAUUGAUUUAUAGAACAAAAAUAGAUUAUUCUAUUUCUAUUUCUAGAUAAGUUUCUAAGAAAAAAACAUGUUUGAUAACGACACAAAAUUUUCCUCUCCUAAGCACUGGCAAACGGUGGAUGGCGGACGAUGGGUGGCAGGCACGCAGUGAGCAGUGACCGGGUGGCAAACAGCAAGAGAUGGCGGGUGGGUGACCAACUAGUAGCAAUGACGAGCGAUGAGAAGAAUUUUUAUUUAUCAUUUCUGUUCCAAAAAUAGAUAAGGAGAAAAUUUUUACUUCUUAUUUCUAUUUUAAACCAAUUUCUACACAAAAAAUUUGUUCCAGAACUAGAAAGAUGACAUUGGGAUAUCAAAAGAAUUUCUGUUCUAGA